AUGGUUCUUGGCUUAAAGACUGGUCAGCUUCGGAAAAAAAUAGUCACAGGCACAAUAACAGACUCGCCGGCUGCUAUUCCUUUAGGAUCACCGGUCGCUCCAUCUCCUGUUGUCCUCGUACGAUCAAAUGACGGACCAAGUCAUCAUGCCACUUCCCCACUAUUAGUUGAUUCUGAUGAGACACAAGCCCCAUUCGAAACGCAGCCGAGUGGCGUAGGGACUUCGAAGCCCAUACGUGUACGUGGACCGACACUUGGCAAAGGAAUACAAAAAAUAAUUAGAGCCAAGAAAGGUGAAAAAUGUUAUGUUUACAUUGAUCGUGCGUUGAAUGCAAUGACUGGCAAGUAUGUCACUCCAGCAACUACCGAGUUAGGAAUUCAAAUUAAGAGCUUGUGCCCUCUGAAAGAUGUCAAAUCGUGGCUGGAUCUUGCUGAGACUACAAAAUCUGCCGUCAUCCAAUCUGUUCUUGACAAGUUUGAAAUUGGAGGCGAUUUCCACAAUGACUUACAAGCACAAAAGAUUGUGAAUAAGAAGGCAUAUGGGUUGUACAAAGAUUGGAGGUACACGUUGAAGCAAGAAUUCAAACUGUUAGAGGGACUUCCAAUUGAUGAGAUCUAUGCUCAUCCAACCCUAGGGGUGAGUUUAGAUGAUUGGAAGCAUUUGAUCGAUGUGGCAUGGCAAGAUGUAUCUCACCAGAAACGGUCAAAAGCUGGCAAGAGUAAUAGGAGCCAAUUGCCGUACAAUCAUACCAAUGGGUCUCGCUCAUUUCCUAUCGUAAUGGCUGCUAUGAAUAGUGGUGCUCAUAUUUCCAAAUCUGUCUACAAAUCUGUCUGA
Molecule: messenger RNA, 834 nt
Organism: Camellia sinensis
Lineage: Eukaryota; Viridiplantae; Streptophyta; Magnoliopsida; Ericales; Theaceae
Source: RefSeq, a predicted model, not a curated record